This is a messenger RNA of Macrobrachium nipponense, 3550 nucleotides long. RefSeq names its product dual specificity protein phosphatase 7-like. Gene Ontology annotation, molecular function: protein tyrosine/threonine phosphatase activity; MAP kinase tyrosine/serine/threonine phosphatase activity; MAP kinase tyrosine phosphatase activity. The transcript has 4 exons. NCBI's taxonomy places the organism in Eukaryota, Metazoa, Arthropoda, Malacostraca, Decapoda, Palaemonidae. Gene Ontology annotation, biological process: negative regulation of MAPK cascade; protein dephosphorylation. Bases 352 to 1515 code for a protein of 387 amino acids. The record is from RefSeq and is a predicted model, not a curated record. Gene Ontology annotation, cellular component: cytosol; cytoplasm.
UCUGCUUGGAGUGAAGACGCGUAGUAGCAGAGCUGUGCUUUCGGGGAGAGGAGAGGAGAAGAGGAGAGUGAUUUCGUUAUUGACUUUGUUGUGUGUUCGUGUAGAAGAGAGAUAGAGAGGAGAGACUGGCGAUAAAAGCAGUCGCAUCUUUUUUUGUAGGCUACAACUGGUGGUGGUCGCACGACGACGUCUCCGCCGCCCAGGAACUCUUCUCUCAUAUAUUAUAUAUAUAUACUUAUAUAUCGUUGCGUCGUCGUCCCGUUUUGUUCCCCAUGCGGACGAAAGUCGCCCUCGUCGUCGUCGUGGUCGAUUCCGAAGUAGUAGUAGUAGUGCCGUCGAGUGCGCGCCGCCAUGCCUUCUCUUGAUGGCGAGGCAGCAGGAGGUUGUAGCAAUAUGAAUAUGUCCGGGGGAGGAGGGGUGGUGGUGUCGGUGCCGGCCGUGGACGCAGGGACUCUGUGCGACGCCCUACGACAUUCCGAAUUGCUUGUGCUCGACUGCAGGGGCAAUGAAGACUACAGCAGCGGCCACAUCCGCGGCGCCGUGGGCGUAGGCCUGCCGUCCCUCAUGCUGAGGCGCCUGGCGUCGGGGAAACUGAGCCUGCCGCAGGUCGUUCGCCACCUCGCCGACGACGGAGGCGAUAGGCUCGCAAGGCUCUACCAGUGCGUUCCCAUAGUCCUCUAUGAUCACGCCCAUGCUUACAAUCCCCACAGCCCCACCCCCACGCCUUCCCUCAUGACCAUCCUGUGCCGAAAGUUCAACCAAGAAGGGUCGCAGGCCCAUUGCUUGGCGGGAGGCUUCGAGGAGUUCCGUUCGCGAUUCCCCGAGUGGUGCGAGAGCGCGGUGCCCUCUGAUCCUCCCAUCGUCGGUCUCAAGAGCCUUAGAAUAACUUGUCUGGAAGCCGAGGAGGAGGUCGAGGGCGCGUGCGACUCCAGCUUAGGGAGGGACACGCCCCUGGACGACCUCGGGUUCCCGGUGGAGAUCCUUCCUCAUUUAUACCUGGGCAACGCGAAAAAUUCCGGCGAUAGAGACGCCCUCAAUAGACAUAAGAUUCGGUACAUAAUCAACGUGACGCCCAACCUACCCAAUGUGUUCGAAGAGUGUGGUAGUUACAAGUACAUGCAAAUCCCCAUAGCCGACCAUUGGAGCCAAAACCUCGCUUCGUUUUUUCCCAAAGCCAUCCAGUUUAUAGAGGAGGCUCGUGAAGCCGGCGUCGGGGUGUUGGUCCACUGCCUGGCAGGCAUCUCCCGCUCUGUCACCAUCACCGUCGCCUACCUCAUGUACAAGAAGAAGCUCAACCUGGAGGAGGCGUACGAGUACGUCCGCGUGAAGAAGGCCAACAUCGCGCCCAACUUCAACUUCAUGGGCCAACUCCAAGACUUCCAGCAGCAGCUCAACCUGUCGCCCCACAAGUGCCAGUGCGUCUCCUCCUCCGAGUGCCGCUGCCGGCACCUCCAUUUCCUCACGCCCGCCCGCACCUCGCCCGACUCCGGCAUCGAGUUCGACCGGUUCUCAUGAGGGCUGACCCCCGCUGCCUCGACGCCCGUAGGUGGUAGACCACGUCUCGCGCUCGAGUCCCCUCUGCCGAGUGUGGUGAUGCCGCCUGCGGGGGCGGAGGCAACGGCCGCCUCCUCCUCCUCCUCUUUCUCCUCCAGCCUCGCCGCCACCGCCGCCACCUCGCCCUCCGUCUCCGUCGUAUGCUGUUCCGCCAGUCCGUCGUCGUAUUCGUCUUCGACGUCGUCCUUUCCGUCAUGCCUUUGCUUCUCGCUGUCUCCCGCAGCAGCGUCAUCGUCAUCAUCCCUCCUUCAUCACCCUCAUCACCACCAUUUUCAUCACCACCACCACCACCACCAUCUGGGACUGACGAUCGAACGACCCGAGGACGAGGAAGACGAAGGGGAAGGAGGAGGAGGAGGAGGAACAGGAGGAGAUUCGGAGAAGGAACGGGAGGUGGAGGAGGAAGAAAGAAGAAGAGAACAAAAGGAGGAAGAGGACGAAGGAUUAGAAAAGGAAAGAGAGAGAGGCGAAGAGGAGGAGGAGGAGGGAGGAGGAGGAUGAGGUGGGAGGAACGCCAGCCCCACCCCCCACUGGAUUCACCUUCAUUCCGAGAGGAGAGAUUCGUCAUUUCAAUAUAUUCCUCCAAAGUGCCAAAGUGACGAAGGUGAAGAUGGAGAGCUGAUGCUGCCUCGUCUCUCUCUCUCUCUCUCUCUCUCUCUCUCUCUCUCUCUCUCUCUCUCUCUCUCUCUCUCUCUCUCCGUUCGGAGGUGUCCGGACAGACGCCUGGUUGGCUCGCAAGAGUCGUGAACGCUGAGGUGAGAAAAAAAAUAUACAAAAAUGUCAAAAAAAAAAUAAAUGAAACGGAAGAUUGAAACAAGACACAGGAUGAGUAAAGGGAGAAAGUAGAGAAGCAGAAGAAGGAGGAGGAGGAGGAUCCUAUAAAAAUGAUAACCUCUACUACGGUUAUUAUCUCUCACCUUUAAAUUAAAAAUAAAAUAAAAAAUAACGUCCAGGUACAAAUUUAUUCUACGAGUGAUCUCGAUUUUCUUUCUGGGAUUAAAAAAAAAAAAGCUGGAUAGGAAACCCCGUCUUCGUUGGUGGUGGUGGUGGUAUACGUGAGUCAGUCGCCAUCCAUUAUUCGGGAGUGUCGACUGGAGUGUGCAUGGAAAUGAUGGAGUUUCUGGACAGUGAAGUGACAUUUCUUCGAUUUUUUGUACUCCAAUAAAUGCGUUCUUGUGUUCAUAGUUCACGAGAAAGAACAACGUACAGGAAUCCGUACAAUUUAGUAUAUACACUUGAUGAACACAACUCCCCUUUUAUGGCUUCUCCAUCCAUCAUGAUUUUGGAAAAAAAUAAACAUCAACAACAACAUCCUUCUGUCCCCAUUAUGGAAUCCUGAAGCCAGCUCCUUAGCCCUGCCAACUCCCCCCCAAAUCCCUCCUCCCCCUCCCCCUCCCCUCCCCCCACCACACCAGCCGUCGCCCUACGUAUAGACAUUUUUAAAAAAAAAAAGUGAAAAUAUUCACAGGACAAAAAAAAUUGAAAAUGAAAAAAAAAUUAUAGGUGCGGAUGUGAUUUUUUAUAACGUUGCAGAUGAGUCAUUUUUCUUAAUAAAAGAGAAAAAAUAAGACUUGUUGUUAUUAGUGAAAUAUAUAUAUAUAUAGCUGCUGGGUUUCCUAAUCGUCGUGCAUCAUUAGAAGAAGACGGUCGAACUUUCUGCAAACCAGCGAAAGUGAUCUGAAAUUUUCGAGUGGGAAAAAAAAAAGGAAAUUAUCCCACCGGGGAAAAAAAGGAAAUUUUCCCACUGUGGGAAGGAGGGAAAGAAACUGAUUUCAACCACAAUUGUUAUUUAUCGAGGUAUCAUUCAUGUGUGAUCAACUAGAACAAAACAAAAAAUAAAAAUAAGUUCGUUGGGACAUACGAAGUGAUGGUUCGUGAUUGUGAGAAAGUCAGAUGGAGGCGCUGAAUGACCCCCUCAAAAAAAGUGUCAGAGCGCUGGAAGUUUUUUUAAAACUUUUUAUAUAUUACAUAUAUAUAUAUACACAUAUAUAAAAUG